Molecule: messenger RNA, 987 nt
Organism: Glycine soja
Lineage: Eukaryota; Viridiplantae; Streptophyta; Magnoliopsida; Fabales; Fabaceae
Product: LOB domain-containing protein 15-like
Exons: 3
Coding region: 149-817 (222 amino acids)
Source: RefSeq, a predicted model, not a curated record
AUUUGUCCUUGUGUAUACCUUGCCUUUUAAGCACACUCAUUUUCUACCCUUAUUUUCUUUUCUUCUUCACUUCUGGACUCUCUAGCUAGCACCUCUCUCUAUUCUCUCCCUAAGUGACUCCUACUUCAUAAUCAGAGGGCAUGCCUGAAUGUCCAGAGAAAGGGAGAGAUUUGAUGAGAUAGGGAAGAAGAUCAAGAGGGAAGGAGAUGUUUCAUCUCAAAUGGGAAGAAGACACAUGUUAGGCCCUCCAGGAACCCUAAAUACUAUCACCCCUUGUGCGGCAUGUAAGUUGUUGAGAAGAAGAUGUGCCCAAGAAUGUCCCUUUUCUCCAUAUUUCUCUCCCCAUGAGCCCCAAAAAUUUGCUUCUGUCCACAAAGUUUUUGGUGCCAGCAACGUCUCAAAGAUGCUCAUGGAAGUACCAGAGUGUCAAAGAGCUGAUGCAGCAAAUAGUCUAGUAUAUGAGGCUAAUGUGAGGCUAAGAGAUCCUGUGUAUGGAUGCAUGGGUGCAAUUUCUGCUUUGCAACAGCAAGUUCAAUCUUUACAAGCUGAACUUAAUGCAGUGAGAGGUGAAAUACUUAAAUACAAACUCAGGGAAGCUAACAUGAUACCCUCCUCUCAUGUUGCAAUGCUCCCUUCAUCUGGGGCUGUUUCAAUUGCUGCUCCACCGCCGCCGCCGCCACCACCACCACCUCUUCCUCCUCCUUCUCUUCCUCUUCCUCUUCCUCUAACUUCUUCCCCUCCUUCCAUGUACAUCCAACAAAGGGAUCCCACCACUUAUACCACAAUUUCAAGUGAUAAUAUCUCCUAUUUUGUCUAAAUUUGCAGCCUAAAAACAAUUAUUCCAUUUAUUUCUCUCUUAAGAUGCAUCAAGGUGGAAUAAAGUAAAGAAAAGGAGAGUAUUGAUACUGAAUGUUGUUAUGCCCCGGCUGUAUGCUUUUAUUAUUAUUAUUAUUAUUAUCUUAAUUCAUAUGAUUAAUAUUCCCAAAA